AUGGCUGAUGGAAAUAAAAGUUCUGAUGUGAUUAUAUGUUAUGGGCCAACGAUGAUAUCAACAAACGGGAUUUGGCAGGGUGAUAAUCCUUUGGAUUAUUCUCUACCUCUUUUUAUAUUGCAGUUAACAAUGAUUGUGUUAAUGACUCGGAUUCUUGUUUUCAUUUUAAAACCCUUUCGCCAGCCUCGUGUCAUAUCCGAGAUCGUCGGUGGAAUAAUAUUGGGACCAUCAGUGAUGGGUCAGAGCAAGAAAUUUGCUGAGACAUUUUUUCCUUUGAGAAGUGUUAUGAUUCUUGAGACUAUGGCAAAUAUAGGGCUUUUGUACUUUCUUUUCCUAGUUGGAGUAGAAAUGGAUCUUGAUGUGAUCCGCCGAACGGGUAAAAAAGCCUUAACUAUUGCGAUUGCGGGUAUGAUUUUGCCUUUUCUGAUAGGCAUUUCAUUCUCUUUUUUGUUACUUCAGAAAACACAAAUGAUUAAGCAAGGCACUUUCAUACUAUUUCUUGGGGCAGCGCUCUCGGUCACUGCAUUCCCCGUGUUAGCUAGAAUACUAGCUGAGCUCAAACUACUCAACACGGAGCUUGGAAGAAUUGCCAUGUCUUCGGCUCUUGUUAAUGAUAUGUGCGCAUGGAUUAUGCUAGCAUUUGCCAUGGCAUUGGCAGAGAAUCAGAGCAUGGCAUCUACUUCUUUUUGGGUGAUUCUUUCAGGCAUUGCAUUUGUAAUCUUCUGUAUAUUGGUAGUUCGUCCCAUGGUUGAAUGGAUAACCCAACAAACACCCGAAGGCGAAAAUAUUAGUGAAUUUCAUAUAUGUUUGAUUCUCACAGGUGUAAUGGUAUGUGGCUUUAUCACGGAUUCGAUUGGAACACAUUCUGUUUUUGGAGCAUUUGUUUUUGGAUUAGUGAUUCCCAAUGGGCCUUUAGGUGCUACACUCAUAGAGAAGCUCGAAGACUUUGUGUCCGGGCUUUUGUUGCCUCUUUUCUUUGCAAUUAGUGGCCUUAAGACAGAAAUUUCCGCCAUUAAUGGAGUUGGAACCUGGGCGCUCUUGGUUUUCGUCAUUGUUUUGGCAUGUGCUGGAAAAAUAGCUGGAACUCUUAUUGUUGCAUUAUAUUAUAAUAUGCCAUUUCAUGACGGGGUCACUCUUGGUUUGCUCAUGAACUCCAAAGGACUUGUUGAAAUGAUUGUUCUAAAUGUUGGUAAGGAUCAAAAGGUUCUUGAUGAAAAAUCAUUUGCAAUAAUGGUGCUUGUAACACUAGCUAUGACAAGUAUUAUCACCCCAACUAUUACAUCAAUUCACAAGCCUUCAAGGAAGUAUGGAUCAUACAAACGAAGAACUAUACAACGGACGAAACUGGAUAGUGAAUUUAGAAUAUUAGUAUGCCUUCAUUCUCCAAAAAAUGUUCCAACAAUCAUCAAUCUUCUUGAAACCUCCAAUCCAACAAAACGAUCCCCGAUUUGUGCCUAUGUUCUCCUCCUCGUGGAACUCACUGGUCGAUCCUCUGCCAUGCUAAUUGUCCAUAGCACCAGGAAAAGUGGUAGUCAGCCUCUUAAUCGCACGCAAGCUCAGAGCGAUCAUAUAAUCAACGCUUUUGAAAAUUUUGAACACCACGUCCAAUGUGUGACUGUUCAGCCACUUACAGCAAUUUCACCAUACUCAACUAUGCAUGAAGAUAUAUGCACCGUCGCUGAAGACAAGCGUGUGGCUUUCGUCAUCAUUCCAUUUCAUAAACAACAGACAGUUGAUGGAGCAAUGGAAGUUAUGAAUCCAUCUUUUCGGAUGAUUAAUCAAAAUUUAUUAGCCAAUGCUCCAUGUUCAGUCGGGAUUUUGGUAGAUCGAGGGUUCACUUCUUCAACCAAGUUAUCACCACUUCAAAUUUCUCACCAUAUUGCUAUGCUUUUCUUCGGUGGACCAGAUGAUCGAGAAGGUUUAGCAUAUGCAUGGAAAAUGUCGGAUCAUCCAGGCACUAACAUCACUGUAAUGCGAUUUAUUCCUGGAGAUGACAGUAGCGAAACCAAUUCGGAGUCAUGUUUUGAUCAAGAUGACCCUAGAGUUCUAACCGUUUUGACAGAUCAUGAUAAGGAGAAACAAUUAGAUGAUGAUCAUAUAAAUGCAUUUCGAGCAAAGUGUGCCAAUGAUGAUUCCAUAACAUAUAUCGAAAAAAUAGUUAAUAAUGGGGAAGAAACAGUGGCAGCAAUUAGAUCAAUAGAUACGCCUCAUGACCUUUUUAUAGUUGGGAGAGGGCAAGGAGUAGUAUCUCCCUUGACAGCUGGUUUGACUGACUGGAGUGAGUGUCCGGAUCUCGGAGCGAUUGGAGAUUUGUUGGCUUCAUCUGAUUUUGCAGCCAAAUAUUCAGUUUUGGUUAUACAACAAUAUGUAGGCCUGGAGUCCAAUGGAGAUGUGGUCACUGGAAUGCCGGAUAGUCCUAACGGAUGUAACGAAUUUGGUAAUUAUAUGAUCCGGUCGAUGAAGCCAAGUAGACAUGCUACAAUGUCAAAUACACCUUGA
Daucus carota subsp. sativus is the source of this 2499-nucleotide messenger RNA. Its product is annotated as cation/H(+) antiporter 15. Gene Ontology annotation, cellular component: membrane; endomembrane system. The record is from RefSeq and is a predicted model, not a curated record. Gene Ontology annotation, molecular function: antiporter activity. The transcript has 3 exons. NCBI's taxonomy places the organism in Eukaryota, Viridiplantae, Streptophyta, Magnoliopsida, Apiales, Apiaceae. Bases 1 to 2499 code for a protein of 832 amino acids. Gene Ontology annotation, biological process: regulation of pH; proton transmembrane transport.